Messenger RNA from Dibothriocephalus latus, 225 nucleotides. The record is from the annotation of a GenBank genome assembly. NCBI's taxonomy places the organism in Eukaryota, Metazoa, Platyhelminthes, Cestoda, Diphyllobothriidea, Diphyllobothriidae.
AUGUUUGAUGAGGAUCUAUUAAACCGUGCCAUGGUUAAUCCCGAAGUCCUCUACAGUUAUACAAGACAGAGCGCGCGGAACAAGUAUCCUAUCCCCCUACUGCGAACUGUUGAAGGUGCCGAAACCUCAGAGGACAAGAAUAAAGCUGACCACCUCUGUCAGUUCUUCCGGUCCGUCGUUACGACUGAACCCGACUUUUCUCCCCAAUUUAUGAAGACGAUGUAA